Messenger RNA from Aureobasidium subglaciale EXF-2481, 759 nucleotides. RefSeq lists its product as uncharacterized. The transcript has 2 exons. Lineage: Eukaryota; Fungi; Ascomycota; Dothideomycetes; Dothideales; Saccotheciaceae. The annotation marks the transcript as partial. The record is from RefSeq and is a predicted model, not a curated record.
GUGGUUGCAUCUCAGGCGACAGAUGACACCGAAUGGCUUGCUGCAUUCUUCCCGUCCUGGGGCCACAACAUCUAUCCUGUCGGGAACCAUACGAAAGGACAUGAGGCAAUGGUAUACCUCACCUACGUCAUUGACAACUACCACUUGUUACCGGAUAUUGUCAUCUUCUUGCACGCAGCUCGCUACCAAUGGCACAACGAUGAUCCAUUAUACGACAAUGCUCGAGCCUUGUCCAGGCUGCAGUUAUUGUAUAUCCAGAAGCAGGGAUACGUGAAUCUGAGGUGCGCGUGGAGACCAGGUUGUCCGUCUGAGAUACGACCUCACGAGGCUUCCGUCGGAGCCUUGUCGGACAAAUUCGGCAUGCGGACAGGCCCGUUCUUUGCAGGUGCUUUCAGGGAACUCCUCCCUGAACUUACGGUACCAGAAGAUGUCGGUGUCGGUUGCUGUGCGCAAUACGCUGUCUCAAGACAGCAAGUCCUGAAGCGGCCGUUGGAAGAUUACGAGAGGUUUCGACGAUGGCUGGCGGAGACGGAGCUGGAGAGCAGCAUCAGUGGAAGAAUAUUUGAGUAUAUGUGGCACGUCUUGUAUGGUAAAAAAGCUGUCCAUUGUCCUAAGGCAAGAGACUGCUACUGCCGGACCUACGGACUCUGUGACCUCGAAUGCCACGAACCUGGAGCUUGCGAUUCACAUCCGUUUCCUAAGUCUUCUAUGUUGCCGGCAGGUUGGCCAUGGUACGGCUGGCAAGGAGAGUGGCAGAAU